AUAGUUUAAGAUUAUCCUUAAAAUAAAUAAAUCAAAUACAACGACAACGUUACUACUUUAUCGUCAAUACUUCGAACUCCUGCAGCGUGUGAUCUCGGGUCAUGCCAUCAAUGUCGGCUCCGGAGCAUUGCAGUGAAGUAUGGAAACUAAUAGGCGUUAAGGUGACAUGCAAAUACUUUUAACUGUUGAACAAGAAGCUCAGCAGAUUGUCAAUGCUACCAAUAGUGCAAAAAUGGCUAGAUUAAAACAAGCCAAAGAAGAGGCUGAAAAGGAGGUGGCUGAAUAUCUAGCCCAAAUGGAACUAGAGUUUCAACGGAAAGUCACAGAGAGCAAUGGAGAUUCAGGUGCCGAUGUGAACCGUCUUGAACAAGACACGGGUGUAAAGAUUCAACACUUGGAAAAAAUAUCCCAUGAUGUCAACCUAAUGCUUUUGAAGCAUGUUUGUUACUACUGUGAAAGUCUGGGCUUCUUGAAUCUUGAUGGUUAGAUUAGUGCCAUACUCGCCCUCGGAUAUGAUUAUUUUGUCAUGAAUGUUUUUGGUAAAUUAUUUUCCCUGGACCCUAGACUUGCUGUUGGCUGUAGAUAGGACUCUUGAAACAUUUAUUUUGAACAUUUUGUUUUUUGUUGCAGUGGCCUUUCAAAGGGAAGAACUUACCAUUUCUUUUUAUCAGUAAAUAAAUAAAUGUUGCAGAUAUGCAACAAUCUCUUGUUUUAAUUACUUUGCUUGAUGUAAACGAAAUUAUUUGAGUUAUUUACCAAA
This is a messenger RNA of Camellia sinensis, 760 nucleotides long. Lineage: Eukaryota; Viridiplantae; Streptophyta; Magnoliopsida; Ericales; Theaceae. The record is from RefSeq and is a predicted model, not a curated record.